Molecule: messenger RNA, 1434 nt
Organism: Myotis lucifugus (little brown bat)
Lineage: Eukaryota; Metazoa; Chordata; Mammalia; Chiroptera; Vespertilionidae
Product: histone H2B type 1
Exons: 2
Coding region: 658-1038 (126 amino acids)
Cellular component (GO): nucleosome
Molecular function (GO): protein heterodimerization activity; DNA binding; structural constituent of chromatin
Source: RefSeq, a predicted model, not a curated record
GGGGAGGAACCUGCAACCUAGGUUAUGUGCCCUUGACCGGAAUCGAGUCCGGGACCCUUGGGUCCACAGGCCCACGCGCUAUCCACCGAAGACGCCGGCUAGGGCCAAACAUUAGAGCUUUGAUAGAAUUGGGGAUGCUAGAUUCCAGUGUCGCACAGCACGUUGCCGAGCCUGGUGGUUUGGUUAAGUGCCGCGGGCGCGCGCUACUGCGUUUGUCAGCCACAGUCUGCGCCCGCUCCUGCGUCCAGGACAUAAGCUCGGCCGCUAGGUGUCCACUGGCGCGGGCCCCACACUCGGCGUCUGGAGGUGCACCGGCCAGCAGAUGGCCUCCGCCCACAGCCCUGCAGCUGGUGCGUUGUCGGGAAGUUUCACAGGAUCUGAAGUACACAGCACAGUGCUAGCCGAGGACUCUGGUAGCUCUGGGUAACAUAGUCUAAGCCAUCUGAUUGGGCCCAGCAAAGUAAUCAAAUAGCCAAUGAAAAGGUACAAUGAAAAGUUUAUUUACAUGCUCAUUUGUGACGACAACCUAUGAAUCCUCCAAUCAGGAUCGAAAUCUAACUAUCCUCAUUUGAAUACAUCGUCUAUAAAUAAUCGCGCCGCUGUUGAGGGGUCAUUACUUCCUCCAGUGUGAGCGACAGUGGGACACCCAUCGCAGUUAUGCCCGAGCCCGCGAAGUCCGCGCCCGCCCCGAAGAAGGGCUCCAAGAAGGCGGUGACCAAGGCGCAGAAGAAGGACGGCAAGAAGCGCAAGCGCAGCCGCAAGGAGAGCUACUCGGUGUACGUGUACAAGGUGCUCAAGCAGGUGCACCCCGACACCGGCAUCUCGUCCAAGGCCAUGGGCAUCAUGAACUCGUUCGUCAACGACAUCUUCGAGCGCAUCGCGGGCGAGGCGUCGCGCCUGGCGCAUUACAACAAGCGCUCGACCAUCACGUCCCGCGAGAUCCAGACGGCCGUGCGCCUGCUGCUGCCCGGCGAGCUGGCCAAGCACGCCGUGUCCGAGGGCACCAAGGCCGUCACCAAGUACACCAGCUCCAAGUAGACGCGCAAGGCAGAGAUGAAUGCGGAGAAGAAAUGAAUGCAAACAGUAACUGAAAAUGUGAAUCAACCCAUAGAAGUUAUGAAAUACGCAAAGUCUGAUCUGCCUGAGAAUAAUUACUGUUUAUCCCACACACACCCAACCCCUCCUGGUUCCUGCACAUUGAUUCAUCAAAAGGUCAUUACCUGAGUGGAGGAGUCCAAACACGGUGUUUUAUUUUAGCUUUCUCAUUUUAUUACUCGUUUCAGUCAUAAAAGUAGAAUUUACUUCUGUCACAAGCCUACUUACUGGGAAUUCUUUCUUUCCCAUGGACUACCUUUGCUUAGAGAAGUCUGAAUGAGAGGAUUGGCCACACAUCUGCGAUAUGAUUAAUAAAAAUUUGUGGAGUAAGUACUGGAA